GUUUCUCGAUAAUGAAUCUCUUGUCGGUUGCUCUACAGAUGCAUCAAAGCGGAAAUCCCGACAUUCAGAACCCUUUGGCCGCUUUAGAACUUCACCAAACCUACAGCAGCAUCUUGAUAUCAUUAACAGCCGCAAAUCGACUGCAAUGCCAGAAACGGUCGAAGUAGGUCAUUCGACUGGUCUACGCAAACGAUUAGGUGGAAUGAGUAGCUCAGAAGUGAUUGAGACAGAAAACAAUCAUCUGACAGUCACUAAGAAUGCUUGUCCUACGAUCUCAUCUGAUACAAUCGAGCAACUUCACACAUCCUCUCCUGGUACCACUCCUCCUCCAGUCUUAUCUCAGCGUUCACCGAUACCGCAGCAAACUCUCUUUUCCUUAGGGAUCGAUCUCGACUCACAGUGUUCACCUCUCACCUAUCAAGUUUUACAUCCCAAAGAUAAGAUACGGUCUGUCAAUAGGGGACACGGCGGUUGGUUGGAAGCUAAUCAAGAUCCCCAUUCAAAUGAACCGGCAGAAGAUGAUCUAUUCAAUUGUCUUCCUGCCCCAGUUGCCAAGCAAUCUCGUCACCGUGUGGUUUCUGAUGAGCUUCUUUGCCUGCCAGGAGACUUGGGCACAUCUCAGAGUCGGAAUCAGGGUAUUGUUUUAGAAAACACUACCGAUCAGCAAGGUUGUGAUGCUGUCAUUCUACCUAUACCGACAGAUAAUUCCACUGGUCAACAUGAAGCUGAAUGUCAUCCCGAUCGUGAUAGAACUCAACACACACCUAAAUCACGAGUCCUCUGUGAAGCAUCUCCCACCCCGAAAAGGCUAUCAACUCCAGCAAAACAACACGAAAAUUCAAUCCAUCUUUUUGACCCUGGGCCUUGUGUUGUACCGAGUCUGCCUAGAGAUAAGCUUGCUCCGCGGUCUCUCAGGUCUAUAUCCCCCCUCGAACACCUCAAAGAUCCGAAGACCAUAUCCGUAGAUGAUGAUAUGCUUCAGUCGUCACCUGUGCCAGCUCAAUCACAAGAUGGUGACAAGACUUUAUUCUUUCCAGAGUCUAUGGCACUUGGAAUAUCAGAUUGGGAAGAUCUAGGCAGAAACAGUCCAUCACCACCGCUUUUGAGUCGGGUUGAAGAAGUGAUUGAGCAAGCAACCACUCCCACGCCUCGACGAAGCGGUCUGAUUCCUGGUACUCAAUUAGGUAAAGACAUUGCUUAUGACAGCGUAUUGAGCAUCUUCACUGAUAGAUGCCAUCUAUGUGAUCCAGGUUUCCUCGAUGAGCGUGGACCAGUAUCUUCACCUAUUCCACCAUCAAAGGUCAUCUUGGCAGAGGAGACCCAAGAAAUGACACCAGAACGGCCCUCAAAAGGUCACAAUCUGCUUACUGAGCUGAUCGAAGGCUCACCUGUCCUUCCAUCACAUGUUUUGGCUGAAGAGACUCAAGAGUUAUCACCAGAACCACCCUCAAAACGUACCAAAACACUUGAUCGACCUAGUCAAUCCUCUUCUCAUCGAAAACCUUUAAUUAGAUCACUUGCACCACCUACACCUAUAUCAGUUAGGACUCGUCAACAACAAGAAAUGAGUGCUUUGAAAGAACGAAGGACACUUUCUAAGUCUGUUAACUCGACACGUGUAGCUAGUUCUAAUGUAUCAGCUCACAAAGCAAGGACUCCUUCACCUUUGAAAAAGGUCAAAAAUGUUGGAUCUUGGAAGGAACGAAAUCGACAAGCUUGGACUACUAAUCCUGAUGCUCAGAUAAUCAAUUCUCCUUUUGAUCGACAAUCCAAUAUAACCGAGUUUUUUAACCAGCCUGGACCAUCCACUAGUUCUAUGUCGACAACUCAGAAGAGUAAAGAGAUUGAUUCUGUUUCACAAGCAGGGUUGACCAAGGCACUUUUACAAGAAACAGCCAUGAAUCGUUUGUUUGGUAAUAUUUCACCAAUUAGGAAGACUAACCCGGAUCACUUAGAGGAAAAUGAUGAAAUUGAAGAUAUAGAUGUAGAUAUCAUGGUUCCUGAUUCACAGAUAAUCAUAGAGGGACAAGGAUGUGAUGAUUCACAAGAUGAGAAAGAAACUGGUAGAAUUGAUUUUGAGAAGUAUCUUGAAAGGAAAAGGUAUAGGAUCAUGACUUAUGGAUUUGAUCAAACUCAAAACUUGAUGGAUCAAGAAGAAAUUCAUGGUCGUCAAAGAGAAGUGGAUCAUCGAUUUAAAGAUACUAAAGAUUCUAGAGUUGAUGAUGAUGCUCAUGCUGAUGAAUUGGUAUCAGACGAUUUUGAUGUUCACUUUUAA
Melampsora larici-populina 98AG31 is the source of this 2275-nucleotide messenger RNA. RefSeq lists its product as uncharacterized. NCBI's taxonomy places the organism in Eukaryota, Fungi, Basidiomycota, Pucciniomycetes, Pucciniales, Melampsoraceae. The coding region runs from base 146 to 2275 and encodes 709 amino acids. The transcript is spliced from 2 exons. The record is from RefSeq and is a predicted model, not a curated record.